Molecule: messenger RNA, 975 nt
Organism: Cladophialophora psammophila CBS 110553
Lineage: Eukaryota; Fungi; Ascomycota; Eurotiomycetes; Chaetothyriales; Herpotrichiellaceae
Exons: 3
Coding region: 1-975 (324 amino acids)
Source: RefSeq, a predicted model, not a curated record
AUGGCCAAAGUCGACUUUGAAGAUCUGUCUGGCACAUCCACUCCUGUCACUGCAAACCCUUUCGAUGGCCUGAUCAAUGGUUGUCAUGGUGACCCCAAAUUGAUUCAAGAACGGUACGCUACGCACCGAAUAAUGAGGAAUGCUCAACAGCGAGAGAAGAUUCUCAGCAAUGACUUCAAAGGCUGGAUCCUCGACGAGCAUCUGGUUAAACUUGAUGGUCUAAGGAAGGAUGUGUCGUACAUAGACCCUCGGCAUUGUCUUGUAUUUUGGGGAAGACCUCCUCAGAAAGUCAAGACGUUGGUAGACGUGAUACAGUCCAAGCUGAAGUAUGCGGCUCCAGACCUCUGGCUUAUGCCUCUUGACAAUCUGCAUAUGACGGUCAUGGAAGUCGCUCACUCCAAGACCGAAGAUGAGAUUACUGGCCUAAUCAACACGCUCAAAGAUCGCUUCAAAGCGAUUGCUGAUCACACGUCAUCGCACAGAGCCAGGCUAAUCAAACCUUUUCUGAGUUACGACUCUGCGGCUCUGGCUCUGAGCUUUGUUCCUGCUGCCGGAGAGUCACCAUCAAAUGGCCGGACCGCUGCUGAUGACCAAUACACCUAUCACCAUUUACGGCGUGAUACUUACGCUACCCUUACACAAUCAGGAAUCCAGGUUGGCUCCAGAUAUGUUGUGCCUUCGGCGCACCUUACUAUUGCCCGAUUCAACUCCCCCAAUGUCUUUGGUGGGGAUCCUUUGGAUGAGCGGGCCACCCUCGAUAUCAAGAAGCGUAAACAUUGGAUCAAUGAGCUCGAGAUGAUCAACAAGUGGCUCGAAGCGGAAUACUGGCCUCAAGAAGGACAAUUGAUCAUGCCUGGAGGGGAAUGGGUAGUGGGUGAGGAGAAGGGCCUCGACUUUCGGAAUGGCACAUUGUGGUAUGGUGGAGGAGCAACCAUUUAUUUGGGCGAAGGUUUCGUCUACGAUGAUGAGACGUGA